Messenger RNA from Fraxinus pennsylvanica, 3117 nucleotides. The record is from the annotation of a GenBank genome assembly. Lineage: Eukaryota; Viridiplantae; Streptophyta; Magnoliopsida; Lamiales; Oleaceae.
AUGGGUGAAGAAUUAUUCGUAUUAGGACCCUCUGGCUCUGAUAGAGCAGUUGAACAGGCAAUUGUUGCAUUAAAGAAGGGUGCUCAUCUUUUGAAGUAUGGCAGAAGAAGGAAGCCCAAAUUUUGUCCUUUCAGAUUAUCCACGGAUGAAAAAUUCUUGAUUUGGUAUUCUGGUCAGGAGGAAAGACAGCUGAGAUUAAGCUCAGUCACGAAUGUUGUACGUGGCCAAACCACUAAACAACUUCAACCAGAGAGGGAAAGCCAGUGCCUUUCACUUGUCUAUGGAAAUGGUGAAUGCUCCCUUGAUCUGAUAUUCAAGGACAAAGAGCAGGCAGAGACUUGGUUUUUGGGUUUGAGAGCCGUAACAUCCAGGAGUAAUCGUAAUGGAUUGUUGAGUACUUUGAAGAAACGAAGAGGGGCACAAAGUUGUAUAAACAGUCCAUCUGGUUUUAUGAGAAGGAAACAGAUCUUGGGACUUUUGGAGGAGAAAAUUAGAUCAUCUCAGGUACACAGUUUAUCUGGGAGUCCACCUCAGGCAUUAUCAGCUAGAUGUACUUCUGAUGGUUUAUCAUGCUCGUCUGAUAGUUUUUAUUCAGAAUCAAGUCUAUCAAGAAUUCACAAUACCACGGAUUUCUUAGCUCCACGUUCUCCACUUCUUCAGCAAGGCCAAGAAGAUCCAAAUGAGCAAACAAUUUGUGCCCGUUCGAAAGUGCUUAGUCUGUUCUCAACAAAUCCUCUUGAGUCAUCCGAAUCUGGAAAUCAUAUAUUGAGGGAUGUCUUAAUUUGGGGGGAAGGAGCAGGAAAAGGGUGUUUGGAAGGUGGUGGAAUGGAAUUGGAUGCUUUAUUGCCUAAAGUUCUUGAAUCGACCAUGAUGUUUGAUCUCCAUUCCAUAUCUCUGGGAAGGAAGCAUGCUGCAUUAGUAACCAAGCAGGGCGAAGUAUUUUGCUGGGGCGAAGGAAGGAGGGGAAGACUCGGACAUAAAGUUGAUAUUGAUAUUACCUGCCCAAAGAUUGUUGACUCCCUUGUUGGAGUUCAUGUUGAUUCCGUUGCUUGUGGUGAGAAUCAAACAUGUGCUUUAACAUCUUGGGGUGAAGUGUACACGUGGGGCGACAAUUGUAGUACCGAUUUAGCAGAUGAACAUAGUAAGAGAAGCCUUUGGCUGCCUCAUAGACUUUAUGGUUCUCUAGAUGGUAUAACUAUAUCUCAUGUUGCUUGUGGACAAUGGCAUACAGCUAUUGUUUCCACAUCCGGGAAAUUAUUUACAUAUGGAGAUGGAACAUUUGGAGUCCUUGGCCAUGGAAAUCUUCAGAGUGUGUCUCACCCUAAGGAAGUUGAAUCACUCAAGGGACUACGGGUAAUGACCAUGGCAUGUGGAUCAUGGCACACAGCUGCCAUAGUGGAAAUCAUGGUUGAUCCUAUCAAAUUUAAUAAUCCAGGUGGAAAAUUGUUUACAUGGGGAGACGCUGAUAAAGGCAGGCUCGGUCACUUUGAUCAAGAGAGAAAACUCCUGCCAACUUGUAUAGCAGAAUUGGUGGAUCAUGAUUUUGUUCAAGUAUCUUGUGGCCAGAAUCUUACAGUAGGAUUAACUAGCACUGGUAAAGUUUAUACAAUGGGAAGUGCAGCACAUGGCCAACUCGGGAAUCCACAAUCCAGGGACAAGUCAAUAGUAGCUGUACAAGGAAAACUUGCUGACGAGUUUGUCAGGGAAAUCUCAUCAGGAUCUUAUCAUAUUGCUUCCUUAACAUCUCAAGGAAAAGUUUACACUUGGGGAAAAGGUGAACAUGGACAGUUAGGAUUGGGUGAUAUCAAAGAUCGAAAUUCGCCAACUCUAGUUGAGGCCUUGAGAGGAAGACAGGUAGAACAUAUUACAUGUGGAGCAAAUUCUACAGCUGCAAUUUGCUUACACAAAUCAGUAUCUAGUACUGACCAGUCUGUUUGCAAAGGAUGCAGCAUGUCUUUUGGGUUCACAAGGAAGAAACAUAACUGUUACAAUUGUGGUCUUUUAUUCUGUCGAGCAUGCACCAACAAAAAAUCUAUAAAUGCAUCCCUUGCACCAAGUAAGAACAAGCCGUUUCGAGUUUGUAAUCAAUGCUUUAAUCAGCUUUGCAGAGCUUUAGAUCCAGCUAGUCAUUUCAAGAUUGAAACAAACAGCCCAAGAUCAUUAUUUAUAUCUGAGAAGGCAUACCACAGCGAGAAAGAAGCAAUGUGUCAGAUGACUUCAGCAAGAAACUAUUCCGAUGACGGCAGUCAAUGCUAUGAGAGGAAUAAAUUGAGUAACCCCAUUUCUUUGGUGAAUGAGUUACCCAGAUGGGGGCAAGUUUCGUGUCCUGAAGUUUUCAAGAAAAGAUCUGGGGACCACAUGAUUACCCAAAUUUAUCCUUCAAGACAUCAGUUAUCUUCGCAGUCUCCAGUUUGCUUACCAGAGGACUCCUCUCAAUUAAUAUCUACCGCAUCCAGUUCUAUGAAUGUAGAGAAUAACUUGUCUCAAUCGGAGAAGUUCCUCAUUAAAGAAAUUGAAAAUCUUAAAACUCAGGCUGAGAAUCUACAAAAGCUAUACCAAACAAGAAAAGAGAAAAUUAAAGAAAAUCGACAAAAGACUGAGGAAGCUUGGUCACUUGCGAAAGAGGAAGCUGCCAAGAGUAAAGCAGCCAAGGAAGUCAUACAAGCUUUGACAUCAAGGAUUCGUGCAAUGUCAGAGAAGUUUUCUGCUGAAAGAGUCGAAGAAGAACAACCUAUUUCUGCUUUUGCUUAUGUGCCCCAUGAGGUUGAACAUCCAGAAGAUAAAUAUUUCGAAAGUCUUUCUAGUUCACCUAUUGUCUUUUCGAACAAGUUAAGAUCUUUGCGCAAUGGAGAUUCCCAUGAUGGAAUUCUGUCAGUAAAAGAACCUUGUGCUGGAAGAGUAGAUUCUGGAAAAACUGGAGUUGAACCCCUGAAGGUUGAAUGGGUAGAACAGUAUCAACCCGGUGUCUACAUCACUUUUGUAACUUUGCCAAAUGGACAAACAGGCCUCAAACGAGUCAGGUUCAGCCGGAAAAAGUUCUCUGACAAUGAAGCGAAGAGAUGGUGGGAUGAAAACCAGCAAAUAGUAUGUCGAAAUUACAGUAUUGAUGGUUAUUGA